GGGAGAGAGAGAGGGGAGACUGCCUGAAUGAUCUCAUCCCCUCCAGCAGCUGCAUAGCGCAGCGAGGCAAACCCGUAACUUUCUAUCAAACUUCAAAGUUGCCUUUCUGAGGACGACACCGGGCAUUUUCGGUUUAAACCGGAGCAAACACGUUUCCCGAGAAGGUAAGAAAGAGCGCUACGCAGUUUGUGUUUCGGACUUUACAGGACCUUGUUACGAGUUGAAACAAAAGGAGGAAAACCCGCUUCGUAGUGUGUGACAUCCAAAAGCUUGAGGCAGAAAGGAGAAAAGGAUACGUUGUUUGGAGUAAGAUUAAUACCAAGUGGCCGUGGCAACACAGUUGAGGAAGCAGUAUGCAGGCUUGAAUGCCGAAGAGGUGGGCUUGCCCCUUCACUUUUUCUGCCUCUUCACUUGUUGAUCCAGACAAUCAACCUGCUCAUGAAGUCAGGGAGCAGCAUCACAUCCCAAAGGCAGCCAUGUCUCCCUACUAAGUGCCUUUAGCCUUUUGCACUGGUGUCAUGACCAGCCUGAAGCAACCACCCAUGGAGCGCACCGUUGGGGGUUCCAUCCCUGCCACUGAUGAGUUUUACACCCGCCACCUCCGUAUGGUCAAUGGAGGGGCUGUGCCAACCCGCACAGACAAUGUCCAUGCCACUGUGAGUACAGGAGUGCCUAAAAUGGGUGUCCGGGCUCGGGUGGCUGACUGGCCCCCAAGGAAAGACAUUGCAGGGGUUAUGUGGCACUCAGCUACAGAGCCUGAGAACUCUGGUGUACCCUCUGCUGGAAAAAGUCACAUUAAGUUAGGCUCUGUAAUGAGCCCUCAAGACUCAUCAAUGCUGCGUAACAUUCAUAAUACUUUGAAGAAUCGAACCCAGGCCCAGGCCAACAACUACAGCCCUGAUACUCGAUACCUAGCCCCAGGUGACUAUAGAGGCCCUGCACAUAGAAACCCACGACAAAGACGCAUCCGUCAGCGGAGCAACAGUGACAUGACUAUCAGUGAGAUGGAAGGGAGUGGAGACAGUGGAGAGGACUGGGGUCCAGCAUUGGGAGCCAAAUGGUCCCCUCUUCAUCGCGAAUACGGUAGCACCUCCUCAAUAGAUCAGCAUGGAGCAUCUGGAGAGAGCUUCUUUGAAAUGCUUAGGGGCUAUCAAGGGGACAAAGUUGACCAGCGUAGCCCUGCUCCAGAGAAACUGGAGGACAUGCUGAAUGUUGGGCCCAAGCAGGCCAGCAUUGAUCUUCAGGAGGAUGUCGUAGACAGCCAGCCUCCUAAAGCCAGAGAUAAGCUCCCAAAGAGACGAACUAAAUCUGAGACAGGGGGCGAGUCUAUAUUCCGCAAACUUCGGAACGUGCGGGGUGAGUCGGACUCCCCCAGAACGGGGUCUGACGUAGAGGACAGCCGGACAGAGGACAUGGGCCCUCCUUUCAAGCCCUGGGUGUGUCAGAAAGGCUUUGCCCACUAUGAUGUUCAAAGCAUGCUGUUUGACCUCAACGAAGUUACUCAGUUGCGGCAGAUUGCAGGAAAGAGGAAAAACACCACCACAGGGGCAUCUGCUGCUGCUGUAGCCUCGGCUACCUCCACCCUCUCGUCCACACACAGCCUGCCUUACAGCUCCCCGAGUGGCAGCCAGGAAGAGCUCAGUUCUAGGGACAGUCCUGGUCUGGAGGCAGGGGAUGAACAGAGCAAUGAAAUGCUGCUAAGUUGCCCCUGCUUCCGUAACGAGAUAGGUGCUGAUGGCAAUGGGAGGCGCAGAUUGGGAGUAGGUGGGGCAGGGUAUCAUGGGCUUGUGGGUGGUGGAGCAGGUAAUAGUGGCUCAGGAACCCUGAGUGGGGAAGGAAACGUGUACGAAACAUCUGUGAGCACGCACUGCACAAAUGCUGGGGUAGCAGUGCUUGAGGGACCAAAGGAAGGCCCCAGCACACUCAGCGGAAAAGGCAAACAAUACAUUGUGGAGCAUGUGGACCUGGGAGCCUACUACUAUAGGAAGUUCUUCUACCUAAGGGAGCACUGGAACUAUUUUGGGAUGGACGAGUCGCUGGGUCCAGUGGCAGUGAGCCUGCGCAGGGAGAAGCUGGAGGAGGACAAGGAGCACGGCCAGCAGUAUAACUACCGUCUCAUCUUCAGAACCAGCGAGCUGACCACUCUUCGAGGUUCUAUUCUGGAGGAUGCAGUGCCUUCCACCUCUAAGCAUGGCACCACCCGGGGGCUGCCUAUCAAGGAGGUACUGGAGUACCUUCUCCCUGAGCUGGAUAUGUCCUGCCUCAGACUGGCCCUCAACACACCCAAAGUCACUGAGCAGCUGAUGAAACUGGAUGAACAAGGGCUGAGUUUUCAGGUGAAGGUGGGGGUGAUGUACUGCCGAGCAGGCCAGAGCACCGAGGAGGAGAUGUACAACAACGAGAUAGCCGGUCCUGCCCUGGAAGAGUUCCUCCAACUGUUGGGGGAGAAGGUUUGCCUCAAGGGCUUCACCAAGUACAGAGCCCAGCUGGACACCAAAACGGAUUCCACGGGUACUCACUCCCUGUACACGACUUACAAGGACUAUGAGAUCAUGUUUCAUGUGUCGACUCUGCUGCCUUACACACCCAACAACAAACAACAGUUACUGAGGAAACGCCACAUAGGGAACGACAUUGUGACCAUCGUGUUCCAGGAGCCUGGUGCUCACCCCUUCACCCCGAAGGCUGUUCGCUCUCACUUUCAACAUGUCUUCAUCAUUGUACGGGUGCACGAUCCCUGCUCUGACAACACAUGCUACAGUGUGGCUGUCACCCGUUCCCAGGACGUUCCCUCCUUUGGCCCACCAAUCCCCAAGGGUGUGACCUUCCCCAAGUCCACUGUCUUCAGGGACUUUCUGUUGGGCAAAGUCAUCAACGCUGAGAACGCAGCCCACAAGUCUGAUAAGUUUGGUGCCAUGGCAACACGCACACGGCAGGAAUAUCUUCGAGACUUGGCAGAGCGUCACGUGACCAGUACUCCUGUUGAACCCACUGGGAAGUUCCCCUUUAUCUCUCUGGCACACAAACGACGGGAGAAGGUGCGUCCAUACAGUGGGGCGGAGCUGCGGAGCCUAGGGGCCGUGACCUGGCAGGUUCAUGCUGAAGAUCAGGUAGCUGGUGCUGAACGCGAAUGCCUGUUGGCCAUUUCAAAUGACUUCAUCAUCCUAUUGGAUCAGGAGGCCAAAGCGGUGGUGUUUAACUGCGCCACACGUGAUGUGAUUGGUUGGUCAACUGGGAGUCCCGCCUCCAUGAAGAUCUACUAUGAGCGUGGAGAGAGUGUAUCUCUGCGCUCCAUCAAUAACAACACAGAAGACUUUGGAGAGGUUGUCAAGAGACUGGAGCUGUUGACCAAGGGCAGUCAGACCACAGAGAUGACAUUGCGCCGUAACGCCCUGGGCCAGCUGGGCUUUCAUGUCAACUUUGAGGGCAUUGUUGCUGAGGUGGAGCCCUAUGGCUAUGCUUGGCAGGCUGGGCUCAGGCAGGGCAGCCGAUUGGUGGAGAUCUGUAAGGUGUCGGUGGCUUCGCUGUCUCACGAGCAGAUGAUUGACCUGCUCAGAACCUCUGUUACUGUCAAGGUGGUCAUCAUCCCUCCACAUGAGGACUCCACGCCACGCAGAGGCUGCUCAGAAAUCUACCACAUGCCACUAGUGGAUUACAAGAACCACAAGGAGGGCAUGCCAUAUGAGUUAAAGUUCCCUUUCCGCCCCACCAACAACAACAACACCAAGUGGCCACGCACCUCAUCCAGCCCUCAAACACGCGCUGCUGGCACAGGGGGAACGCUGAUCAAGGCCCCGCCUUCAGACUUCAGUGACCGUAACUCUGCUGUUAUUCCCCGAAGUGUGUCCAGCGACGGGCGACCCCUCAACCCCAAAAGAUAUUCCCCAGGGAACGACAACUACGCUCUUGCCUGCUCUAUUGUGAUGGGUCGCACACUGCACAACACAAACUCCCCUUCCAGCCUCCCCUACACAGACGCCAUGAGCUCCAACCAGUGGAGGCAGAAAUCUAUGCCUGAUGGGUUUAAUAACAACAACUGCCGGUCCCCUGUGUCAUCUGUGCGCCACAUGGCAGGUGAGGGGGUCAAUGGGAUGAAAAAGUGCUCUAGCACUGGUGUUGGAUGGACCCAAACUGUGGAGGGGGACAAAACCAGUGCAGACACUGUGGUUUCCAAGGCAGUAAUUCCUCGACUCCAACCGCCAGAGCAGGGCAGCCAAAUGUCUCCUAACAAAAGCACUAAGCCGGAUGCUCCGUAUUCAUCCAGCCAGUCUAGCAGCAACACACUCUCGAGCAACGCCUCCAGCUCCGCCCACAGCGAUGAGAAGUGGUACGAAGUCGGCUCACGUUCAGGAGUGCGGAGCGAUCUCGAGCUCAACGGCUAUCUUCAGGGCACCUCCACUGACAGCGGUAUUGAUGCCACCUCCUUCACUGCCACACAAAGCAGCACAGCUUCCUCCACUGGUGCCUUCAGGGCCAAAGACAAAAUCCCAUGGCAGGAUGACCCAGCAGGCAGCCAGAGGGCCUCGGACUCUUCACCUCUGAUGCCAGACUCUCUCGUUGCCAUUGGAGGCAGUGAGAUUCCAGCAAAGAGUCCAUCAGCCUUUCCCCUCGUUCCUGAUAGUGGCUCCUACAGCCUCAGUGAUGCUGCCUCCCACUCCAGUACACUCAGUUCUGGCCUCUCAGGGAGUCCGAUGGAUCAGGGGCAAGACGAGGCAGCGGCUGCAGCCACUUCACCCACAUCACCAGGGACCAAGAGUUUCUACCCUCGUCAAGGAGCGACCUCAAAGUACUUGAUUGGCUGGAGGAAACCUGGGGGAACCGUCAACUCUGUGGAUUUUGGAAGCACUCGCAAACGGCACCAGAGUGAUGGUCUGCUGGGUGGUCAGCCGCAGCUCAGGGCCAAUCUCCGGGGCUCCCAGUCGCCCCAGCGGCACACUGCCAAGUCCAGCUUGGAAGAGGACUUGAAGAAGCUCAUCACACUUGACAGCCCUCCACCUACUACAAGUGAAGAGAAGCCAAUGUUUCCAGGUCCGCUAGCGACUCGUCGCUCCCUCCAGAGAACUCUGUCAGAUGAGAGUAUUUACAGCGGGCAGAGAGAGCCAUCCUCUAGUGGACAGCGUGACACGCCUACUGACCUUCUGUUCAGCUGCUCCACCAUGCCACGCUCACCCACCAAUCGCCAUGGACCAAGCCGGCGAGCAUCACACAAAUCCCUGGGAGACCUGUCAGCCCCAGAGAGCUUAGAGCUGGAGCAGGAGAGGAAGAGGCAGCAGCUGCAGGACGCUGUCCUCAUGCCGCUGCCUGACACUGGGGCAGAUGGCCCGCUGGACUGGGCCCACCUGGUAGAUGCUGCCAAGGCCUUUGAGGAGCAGAGGCUGGUCUUCCUAGCAGCCCAAGAGGAGAGCUCUGUGGCUGAGAGCACAGCAGCCACCAGUCCCCAGCAGGCUGAGCCUCAGGCAGCCCCGCUGAGACAGCCCUCACCUGGAGAGAUUCCGGCCUGCCUGAUGGGGAAGGUCAGCCAGCUAGAGUCAAUGGUGAAGGCACUACAGGAGGACUUGAAGAAGGAGAAGGAUGCCAAGGCAUCACUGCAGGCUCAGAUCCAGAGCCUGCGAGAGGACAACCAGCGUCUCCUGGAGGAGUCCUACAGCGCCUCAGCCAAGCUCAAGAAGUUCACAGAGUGGGUCUUUAACACCAUCGACAUGAACUGAUGCACAUAGAUGUAGUCUGCUCUACAUUAGGAGUUUGACCAUUACUCAAGCUGAUCUGAAACUUGGUUGUUCAGUGCUGCACACACAACAAACUCACAACAUGAACUGUUUCUCUCUGGCUUUUACAAACCAGUGCCAACAUGAAUUUACAUCCGUCUUUAGCCUUGCGGAUCUGUGGUAUAAUCACCAUGAAAGAUUUUUGGGAGAACAGGGGAAUAGAAGAACUGUGCGUCAGUUUUAAACAGCAUGCACUCCUUUCCUUAGAAUUUCACAAAUAUGAUGCUUUGUGUCCGAUCUAAUAGAUUGUUGGUAUCCUUGCAUGUCAGAGACAGCAAGAUGUUGAAACUAACCUAAAGGGAUUUAAAGUUACUGUCCCUAUUUAGCUCCCCAGCUAACCUAAUUACAAGCGAACAGAUUUCCAAUUAAAAAGCUCCAACACAAUUUUAAAUGUGUUCCUGCAAGAGUUUGUUCCACAUUCCUCUGCUAGAGGUUUACACUUUCUAAGAAUUAAGCCUGUUGUAAAUUACUUGCUGUUCAAUUUUACCAAUUUAGUGAUAAGACUGAUUAUUUUUUUAUUACUAACCAAAAGAAAAGAACUAUAGGAGGUGAUGGGAGAUGUUGGCCCCCAUAAGAAACUAUGCUUUUUCGGUAGCAGUGUGGGUAGAUAGACACAGACAGACAGACAGACCCUCUGCAUAGCACAUAUCUGUAAACACUGUAAGGUCAAGUCUGUAAUGCCUGUGUAAUUAUAUCAAAUGUUUAACAUCUAGAGGGUUUAAAGCAAGUACAAGUUGCACAGGACCACUGGUCAGCUGAUGAAAAGAAUAUAUUGUAAAAUCACACAACAAUAUGGGUUCCAUAAAGAGAGAGAGUGUGACAGUUCAGUGUCACUUAUUCAGAUUAUUGUAAAUAUAUUUGACGUUAACAUUUAUUUUCUCACCUCUGCCCUUGAUAUGACGUGUGAAGAGUAUUUAUGACAAAGAUGAUGGUCAAGAAAAGAAAAACAGCCAUAUACGGUUAGAGAUCUGCAUGUACUUAUGAUGGUCAGUCUCCUAUAAUAUAUAAAAUAUAUAUACUUUAACUCCAAACUGAGUUUAACAGAAAAAGCUAACUUUUGAUCCAAAAUACUAAUUCUUAUAUUUUUUGAAAGUCCUUAUGCAGUGGAUUGAUUGACAGUGCCACCUAGUGUUGACAACAUGCCCUCCGUUCAUAGCAUGCUAAAAGGCCUCGAUCUGAUCCUCAAUUCUCUCAAUAGAUUAAAUCGGUACUGCUCAAUAUGAUUACAUAGUAAGAUAUUGUGUAAAUCCUGAAAUUCCAGCUAGAGCCAGAGUUCUCUGUAGUGUGUAAAUCUGCUUGUAAGCCCGACCUCAAUUUGGUCUGUAGUAGACCAAACAAAGACCUUAUUUAAGCCUUAUAAAUGUUUCCUUUUGUAUUCAGAUACUGUGCAACUGUAUAUAAGGAGAAUUUGAUAUGCAUCAGAAUUUGCACCUUCAUUUUUUUUUUUGUAUUGAUUCUUUUUUAUGUAUUUCUGCUUUACUGGCUAGGAUAUAGUGGAGAGUGAAAGGAACAAUAUGGAAGAUAAACAGGGGAGGCAUAAGACAGGGCAAAGGCCAUGAGCCGGACUCAGAUGAAUGAGUCCCAGGCCCCUAGCACAGCAGAUCACCCCUGCACCUUCAUUCUUAACAUGUGUGACAGCAUGUGAUUCUGUUUCCAUUGAGCUGUGAUGUGUAAAAAUGUUUAUAUCUAUUAAAAAUAUUUUGUUGAAUUACA
Messenger RNA from Sander lucioperca (pikeperch), 7478 nucleotides. RefSeq names its product signal-induced proliferation-associated 1-like protein 1. The record is from RefSeq and is a predicted model, not a curated record. NCBI's taxonomy places the organism in Eukaryota, Metazoa, Chordata, Actinopteri, Perciformes, Percidae. Gene Ontology annotation, molecular function: GTPase activator activity; protein binding. Gene Ontology annotation, biological process: activation of GTPase activity; regulation of small GTPase mediated signal transduction. Gene Ontology annotation, cellular component: cytoplasm. The transcript has 21 exons. The coding region runs from base 519 to 5708 and encodes 1729 amino acids.